Molecule: messenger RNA, 3111 nt
Organism: Mycena indigotica
Lineage: Eukaryota; Fungi; Basidiomycota; Agaricomycetes; Agaricales; Mycenaceae
Product: General substrate transporter
Exons: 14
Coding region: 1-3111 (1036 amino acids)
Molecular function (GO): phosphopantetheine binding
Source: RefSeq, a predicted model, not a curated record
AUGCCCCUCGCUGCCGCCCCCACACUCAUCCAAGAUGUACUCCGUUGGAAUGUGGAAACCCGCCCACAAUCUCCCUUCUACGUCUUCGCGGAAGCUGAAUCAGCAGCCCCUGAGCGAAUAGUGACGAUAACGCAUCUCGAGUUUACGAGGGCCGCCCACCGUGCAGCGCGUCUCUUGGAGGGGGAAGAUGGACAGGUAGUGGCCGUCAUCGCGCAAUCAGACACUGCUGUUUACCAUGCAGUCGUUGCGGGACUCAUCACUGCUAACCUUAUCCCAUUUCCCAUUUCUCCACGCAACUCCCCAGCAGCCAUAGUCAACCUCCUCCGCAAGACGUCCUGUCGGCGGCUCGUUUCGACAUGCGUGACACUCGCGCCACUUUUACGCCAGAUCAACGACGAGCUUGAAUCAGAAUAUGGGCUGGUGGUCGAGGAGAUGCCGCUGCUGAGUCUGAUUUACCCCCAUCUCGGCCAUGAAACGGAGCAACACGAAUUCGAGGAGUAUCCACGACCACAGAAAACGCCAAGUUUGGACGAUGUGUGCUUGUACUUGCACUCUUCUGGGAGCACUGGCAUGCCUAAGGCCAUUCCAGAAACGCACCGAGGUCUGAUGCAGUGGACUCGUUUGGGCACCGGCAACGAUAUCCGGGAACACAUUCCACAUCCGAUAGCUGCGAUGCCCAUACCUACCUUCCAUAUGGGCGGCAUCUUCGUCCAGUUCCUCAACCCCAUCUACAAUGGUGUCGCAAUUGCGCUGUACCCGCCGACAGCCACGACCCCAGAUGCCCUUCCCAUUUUCCCGUCGCCUAAUUCAGUUCUCGAGCAUUCCAUCAGGACAAAAUGUCGCUCCAUGAUUACCAUACCGGCAUUACUCUCCGGCCUCGCUCAUUCCCCCGAGGCGGUUGAGUUUCUUAGCACACUUGGGCUAGUCGCGUAUUCAGGCGGGUCGCUGCCAGACUCGCUAGGCAAGAAUCUCGUCAAUGCUGGUGUCAAACUGGUCAACCUCUAUGGGGGCACAGAGUUUGGUGCAGUUUCAUACGCCAUUCCUUUGGAGGGCGACGAGAGGGAGUGGGAAUAUUGUCGGUUCGUAGAGGGAGUAAAUGUGCGAUGGGAGCCGCAGGGAGAUGGGACAUUUGAGUGCCAAUUUCUCCAUUCGGACUCACAUACCGUUGCCAUCGAGAAUUUAGACGAUGUCAGGGGCUACGCGACCAACGACCUUUGGAUGCCGCAUUCAGAAAAGAAGUACCUAUGGAGAAUGGUUGGGCGGAUAGACGAUGUGAUUGUUCACUCGUCUGGAGAGAAGACUGUGCCAGCGCCGAUAGAAGAUGUCGUCUCGGGAAGCCCUCUCGUUUCCGGGGUCGUGAUGUUUGGCUGGAAACGCGACGAGGCCGGGAUCCUGAUUGAAACGAUUCCCAGCGCACAGAUUGACGUGCAUAGCGAGGAGGCAGUUACGCAACUACGCCACCAGCUCUGGCCGAUAAUAGAACAGGCGAACCAACAUGCGCCUGCUUUCAGCCGAAUAUUUAAGGAGAUGAUCCUAUUCACUUCUGCUAACAAGCCUUUACCCCGGACGGGCAAGCGAACCGUCAUGCGCAAAUUAGCUUUGAAGGAAUAUGCGGAGGAGAUCGACGCCUUAUAUAGAUUGGUCGGGGAGAAGGCGGUCAGCGUCAAGCUGCCAGAAUCGUGGGAGGUGGAGAAACUGAAGGUCUGGCUAACUGAGCUGGUCUGUGAACUACUUAAAACCGAGCAAAUAUCGCCGGAGCUAGACUUAUUCCACCAAGGUUUUGAUAGUUUGAGCGCCACUUUCCUCAGAAUCCGUAUCGUUGCCGCCAUUAGGUCUGCCAAGAUCACCAAAAGCACAGUCGACGUCCACCAAAAUCUCAUCUACACCUACCCAACUAUCUCUCUAUUGGCCACCUUCCUAAGCAGCCUUGUCUUUGGACGAAGCAAGGGCGACAUGACAGAGCCACAAGAGUUCAUCGACGCCUUCAUCGCAAAAUAUGCCGGCAACUUCCCUGUCCCUGUAACUACCUCGCCGACACGGCGACAGGACGACACGGAUGUCGUUCUUCUGACCGGAUCAACGGGGAAUUUGGGGUCAGAACUUUUAGCUGCAUUGUUGCAGAGCGAACGGAUUUCCCGGCGUAGUCUGGAUGUUGGGCUGUUAGAAUCACCAAAGCUCGUAUUUGUCGAUGGGGCGACAGACAGGGAGCAGCUUGGGCUGAGCGAUGAGCGAUAUGCUGAGCUGCAAUCUUCGGUUACACUCAUCAUACAUAAUGCGUGGAGACUCGACUUCAACCUCUCCAUCGUGUCUUUUGAGCCACACAUAAUUGGCACGAGGCGGCUGGUGGAGUUGGCGCUGUCGAGUGUGCAGCAGCCAAGGAUUGUGUUUACGUCGUCGAUUGCGUCGGCGAUGAGCUGGAAUCCGUCACGGGGUCCAUGUCCGGAGGAAUUUCUAAGCAGUGAUGGGGUCGCUGUUGGAACGACUGGGUAUGGGCAGAGCAAGCUUGUCACGGAACAGAUUCUGGCACGAAGUGGUUUGUCAGCUUCCUGUCUUCGAAUUGGGCAAGUCUGUGGCUCGCUGCCGACCGGCGCAUGGGCUGUCAGUGACUGGGUACCAAUCCUCGUUAAGACGAGUGUGACAUUAGGGUGUCUGCCGCUGGCGCCAGGAUUGGUAUCAUGGAUCGACUUCGACACCAUUCGCGAUGCGAUAUUGGACGUCGCCUUCAACCACAAUUCUGAGGCCACGGUUUUCAAUGCGGUACACCCACGUCCCGUGUCGUGGGACUUCGUUAUCACUGCCCUGAGGGAUGCCUUGGUAGAGGAGAGAAAUACGACCCUAGAGCUGGUUGACUUCGCAGACUGGUUUGCACGCCUGGAGGUUGCGGCGCUUGACGCGAGCGGGGAGUCUCUGCCUGGCCUUAAACUGCUCGACUUUUUCCACUACCUAUCCACUGCGGCGGCGACGACGACGGCUAACCCCGAGUUUGGGUCAAUCGCCUUCAAGAUGGACAAGCUGCAGGCUAUUAGCCAGGCGGUGAGGCUUGUGGAGCCGAUAUCGGCGGAACAGGUCCGGGCGUGGGUGAGGUAUUGGGCCGCCGCCGGGUUGCUGUAG